Mycetomoellerius zeteki is the source of this 562-nucleotide messenger RNA. RefSeq names its product mitochondrial ribosomal protein L49 (gene mRpL49). The record is from RefSeq and is a predicted model, not a curated record. Gene Ontology annotation, molecular function: structural constituent of ribosome. Gene Ontology annotation, cellular component: ribosome; mitochondrial large ribosomal subunit. The transcript has 3 exons. Lineage: Eukaryota; Metazoa; Arthropoda; Insecta; Hymenoptera; Formicidae. Gene Ontology annotation, biological process: translation. Bases 1 to 528 code for a protein of 175 amino acids.
AUGGCGGCCCUUCGGAUUUUCGCACGCGGUAACCUCGUCGUCACGACGACGCUCUCAGUCUCUCAGAUUCAACAGAGAUGGGGUAGUUACAAAUCAUCUUCAAAAUAUAUGACACCUGAAGAUUACACAGAUUACGAGAUUACCAAAGAUGAAAACGAAUGGAAAUAUGUAGAGCGUUUACUUCCAUACAAAAUUAUACCUAAACCACCAACCAUCGGAAAUAAAUUCCCAUCUGGCUAUAAACCAGCAUCUGCUUCGCCCAAGGAUAAUCCCUACUUCAUAGAACGUACGAAAAAUUACAUGCAGCCCGUGUAUUUGUAUAGAAGUCCCAGAGGAAUUAAAAAAGUUACAGAAAUAACUAAAAUUCAAGGAAAUAUAUGGGCUUUGGAACAUGACAUAAAGAAAUACGUAGAAGAAUGCACGGGACGCAAAAUUGCUACGCAGAUACAUGAAUUCGCAGGUUUAAUUAAAGUUAAAGGUGACUAUGUUAAUCGUGUUAAAGAAUGGAUGCAUACUAAAGGUUUUUAAAAAUAAUUGGUUUCCGUAAUAAAUUAUACUUUGU